UUCUCCCUUUUAGUAAUUUCGACUUCUCUCUUCUUCAUCAGAUCUGAAUCAAUUUCGCCCAAAUCGUAAGCUUUUUGACCUAAUUUGUUUCCCGGGAAAAUAUAACAAACCAUCACCGGAAUCUUCCGAUUCCCCUCCGGUGAAGAAGAAUGUCGCACAAUGAUACGAUUCCGCUUUACCAAUCAUCUCAAUCAGACAUCGACGAGAUUGAGAAUAUGAUGAGCGAUAACUUUCAAUCAGGUCCGGGAACCGUGCUCCCGGCUCGUCCGCCAAGCCCUGCCCGUCCGUCCAUUCCCGUUUCAUCCUCACCUUUCGUUCAAUCUAACCUCCCACCGCUUCCACCGUCAUCUACUUCCACUCAGAAGGUGAUGCCUGUUCCAGCUCCUCCGCCGCUUCCUUCAGCAGGUAACUCUGAAGGUUCCAAGACUAUCGGAGGGAGUGGGUUCGGAUCUCCUCCGAAUACAUUGACGGAGCCUGUUUGGGAUACUGUAAAGCGAGAUCUGUCACGGAUCGUGAGUAAUUUGAAGCUUGUGGUGUUUCCGAAUCCGUAUAGGGAAGAUCCUGGGAAAGCACUUAGGGACUGGGAUCUGUGGGGACCUUUUUUCUUCAUUGUGUUCUUGGGUCUUACUCUUUCGUGGUCUGCUUCGGUUAAGAAGUCCGAAGUAUUUGCCGUGGCAUUUGCACUACUUGCAGCGGGGGCAGUGAUCCUGACACUAAAUGUGUUGCUCCUGGGAGGACAUAUAAUUUUCUUCCAAAGCCUAAGCCUUCUUGGUUACUGUCUGUUCCCUCUGGACGUUGGAGCAGUGAUCUGCAUGUUGAAAGACAAUGUGAUACUCAAAAUGGUCGUUGUAUCUGUGACUCUUGCCUGGAGCUCCUGGGCCGCUUAUCCAUUCAUGAGCGCCGCCGUGAACCCGAGAAGGAAAGCUCUCGCACUUUACCCCGUCUUCCUCAUGUAUGUCUCUGUUGGCUUCCUGAUCAUUGCCAUUGACUGAUUCGAUCUGCGAAAAUGGGAAAUCAGAUAUUGGGUCUUUGAUUCAGUUUGGGUAAUCAUUUGGUACAGAGUAGAUAGAGAAUUCUCCAGCCGCGAACUAUUCUGAGUUGUAAUGAGAUUAUAUAUGUAUAAUACAGUGUUCUUUAAAGCCUUUUUGAUAAAAAAUCUGGUCGACAUUACUUUAUAUGGUUUUGCUUUAUCUGUAUGAAACUUACGGUUCUUUUUUUUGGAAACGUAUUUAACAUAUAUAAUAUUAAGUAAGACCUUGAUGAUGA
Messenger RNA from Capsella rubella, 1266 nucleotides. RefSeq names its product protein YIPF6 homolog. Lineage: Eukaryota; Viridiplantae; Streptophyta; Magnoliopsida; Brassicales; Brassicaceae. Gene Ontology annotation, cellular component: trans-Golgi network; membrane. The coding region runs from base 150 to 992 and encodes 280 amino acids. The record is from RefSeq and is a predicted model, not a curated record. The transcript has 3 exons. Gene Ontology annotation, biological process: endoplasmic reticulum to Golgi vesicle-mediated transport.